UACGUUUUGUUUAGGUGGCUGAGACCGAAGACGAAGUAACAUUAAUGUGUGUACGGAAGCUGAUGUUCCGCUUUUCUGUUUAUAUAUACAGUAUGCUCAAGAAGAAAAGUGUUAAAGAGCUUAUGUGUCUCAAAAAAUAUUAAAUGUCAUAAAGUAAAAUCUGGAAUAAGCAUUUGGUCUCCAUGCAGUGGUAAUUUGCUUCAGUCAUCUUUUGCUACAGUAACAGCAUUAAGUUCUUUGGCAGUCAGUUUGGAGAAUUGCAGAAAAACUAAUUAUAGAGAAAUUGUUUCUGUCAAGAAACUGUCCACAAUAAUGUCUGUUACAAAUGUAAAAGCUUUGGCCACUGUGCCACUGCGUGGUGAUGGGGAUGGCAUGGAGAUGGAUGAGCCCACCAAAUCCCCAGAGACAAAUACAGAUCUUUUCAUCAGAAAUAGUCCUGUGCAAGCAAAAUUAAGAAGUAAAUCUCCCACUCCCCAGAAUCCUGGAGUCCUUCAUCUGGGCAAGAUACAGAAAGAAUCAUCGAUGGAGGUGGAAGCAGUCCGCAUAGUAGUUCCCAGGGCUGCCAUCUCACAUGUUGUUCCAGUAAAGGGCACUAAGAUAGUGGACACAGCAAGCAAUCAAAAGGUAGACAGUGCUGUCCACCCAGAAGGACCAGAUGCCCGUCGAGAAAAUGUUGAACUGAAAGCAACUAUUGAAAAAUUGCAGAAUUCAGAGCGGAGACUUCUACAGGACAAGGAGGGGCUUUGUAAUCAACUCAGAGUUCAGACAGAGGUUAAUCGUGAGCUGAAGAAGUUGCUGGUAGCAUCUGUUGGUGAUGACUUGCAGUAUCAUUUUGAGAGACUGUCCCGUGAAAAAAGCCAACUCAUUCUAGAAAAUGAAACACUUUGCAGAAAUUUUGCUCAGAUUUCUGAACAACUUGAGCGUAUGACAAUUCAGUGUGAUGUGUGGCGCAGCAAGUUCCUAGCAAGCAGAGUGAUGGCUGAAGAGUUAACGAGUGCCAGAGCAACACUUCAGCGCCAAACAAGGGAGGCUCAAGGAGCAAUUCAGGAUUUGCUUAAUGAACGACAGGAGUUUUCACAGCAUAUGCUUGAGACCCACAGAUUACUGGAAGAACUUUUAGUUUCGUUGCAGUGGGGCAGACAACAGACGUAUUACCCUAGUGCUUUGCCCUUCUCUACUGGUGAGAUUGCUGUGGCUAAUGAGAAGCUGGCCAAAGCGAUCAACUCUCACCUUCUGGGAAAUGUGGGCCCAAGCAACUCAAGUAAGGUGUCUCAAACACCUGAAAUAUGUAAUACGCCAGCUGAAAAAAUGGCAGGAAAGGUGCUCAGGAUCUUAGAUCCUACUUCAUGUAUUGAGGACAACACUGACAUUUCGUUAUCUGAAUCUUCAACUAGUCAGCUGCUUUCUAACAAAAAAAGUAUCGGUCGAUUUCAUCCAUAUACAAGAUAUGAAAACAUUACCUUUAACUGUUGCAAUCAUUGUAGUGGGGAGCUGAUAGUUCAGUGAACACUUCCUUUUUGUCUGUAAAUUUUACAGCUUCUUGUUUGGAUAGGAGAAAAAAAAGGCCUUUUUUAUUUUAACUUUUGUUACACUAGGAGAAUUUAAUUGCAGAAAUGUUACAUUGACUUAAAGUAUUUAAUAGAAAGGUAGAAGUCUGUUGCAGUAUUAUAUGGAAAGGCAUAUUUAAAUAAGUAUUUUCUUGUUUAUAAAAUUGAAAUUAUAGGUGAUAUUCACAACUUGCUAGGCUGUUGGCACCAAAACGUACAUUGUCCUGGCAGAAGUUUAAAAUACCUGAUCGUGUUACGGGUAUUUGUGUAGCAUAAUCUCGUAUCAUAUGCAUUGUCUGAGUUGAUUAUACCUCCUCCACUUGUUUUACAUUCAUGUUAACCUACCUCCUGGUUUUGAAAAGGUAUUGUUGCAAUAGCACGGGCAGAAACUCCAGAUUUAAUUUUAUGGGUUUUCUUUGAUUUUGAAUCAUAGCAUAGCUAACCCUUUUGCUGUUCUAAUGUGACUGUGUGUUUCAGUGACAAAAUGUAUCUCGAUAAACUGUAGUUGUACAUACUACAAAUUCUUCAAGUACAAAUAUUUAAAUGGUGUUCUUUUUAAUUGAUUCAAGUCACACCAGAGUUCACUGCAGAUCAGAAACUGGGUUGAAGUUGAAAAGGAGUGAGGAAACUUGAAACGAUCACAUAAUAAAAAUAAUGCAUCAAAUGAGAGGUUUUAUGGAAUUGGAGCUGCUAUCAGAUGUGCCGCUGCUUCACCCACAAUAUUAUGAGACCAAAGAACUCUGCAGGAAAAGUCUCGCCUGUAGAAUACAGCUGCUGGGCAGCAUGGUGUCUUAGAAAUCUUAUAAAGAAGCCCAAUCAAGGGUAUUCCAACCAUUUUAAAAAUUGGUAAUUACCACUGCAGUGAAAUAUUACCUUGGUGGUCUCAAUCAUCUAAUCUAUUUAAACAGUCUUAGAAGGCAUGGGAGGAUAUUUUAGGAGAACAACAAAAGAACUGAAAAGCAACUGAAUGAACCAGCAUGUGGAAUUGCUUUGUUGAUUGGAAUUGCUUAACCAAAAUAAUAAAGGUCCAGUUACUUUGUAGUACUAGAGCAAUACAUUCUAAAAUAUAAUAUACUAAGAAAAUGUAAAGAUGCAUAAACGUGUUCCUUCUGUAUUUGGUGCAGAAACACCUUAUCAAAGAUAUACUAUGUUAUUUUUAUCAAGACAUAUUGUAUGUUAUUUUUAUUUUAUGUUCUAUACUCCUGGUAUUUUACAUUAAAUAAAAAUGUACAAUGAAAAUACUUCAUCAGUGAUAAUCAUAUAUACAUUAAUUGGAAAUAACCAAGGAGCAGCAUUUAGGGACACGUAUUACAUAUACUUUAGUGAAACACUUUUGAAUUUCAAUCAGUGCAUUUUUAAAGACUUCACAAGUAAUAUUCUUAUGGUUCAUAAUUAUCAAAGAAUAAUGUCCAAGAACAACAUGCAUAGAUCAGAUAAAAUGUUUUUGAAAGAUAUUACAGUACCCAAUAAUUCUUGGGUGUUUCAUUUGUUGUACAGCACAGUAUUUUCUCAGCAUCAUGUUAAAAUCUACACUGUGAAUCAAACUGAAAAAGAGUUUGAGUCCUGGACGUGCGUUUCUUAGUUGCACCAGGAGUACAUUUUAAAGCUUGUGAAUAAUGCCUCUCCCACACACUGUUAACCAUUUCUGGAAAUGUUUAGUUACAUGCAUUCUCCUUGUAUAAAUUUUUUCUUUGCAAUUGGUUUACAAGGUUAAAAAGUAAAUCUAUUUUCAAAGGUUUUUGUCAUAAUGUAAUUUAUAUAUUUAUAAUUAAAAAUGGCAAUAAAUUGUACUGUUGUGAGUUGUU
Erpetoichthys calabaricus (reedfish) is the source of this 3352-nucleotide messenger RNA. RefSeq names its product basic leucine zipper nuclear factor 1 (gene blzf1). The record is from RefSeq and is a predicted model, not a curated record. The transcript has 8 exons. The coding region runs from base 313 to 1506 and encodes 397 amino acids. Lineage: Eukaryota; Metazoa; Chordata; Cladistia; Polypteriformes; Polypteridae. Gene Ontology annotation, biological process: Golgi organization; Golgi to plasma membrane protein transport. Gene Ontology annotation, cellular component: Golgi membrane.